CCUGAUCAGUCAAACUGUGGUGCUUAUGCUGGACUUUGUGUGACUAACACCAACAGCCUGGUUGAUCAGGUCCUGCACCGUGAGGCCUGGAAUGGGACCAGGCUGCGAGGGCAUUGGCUUGGAACACACUCCAGCCCACUGAAAGAUUCGGUUGAUGUCCGCCUGGAGCCUUGCAGUGUCUGCAAUGGAAGACACUGUCAUGCAGAUUCGGGUGUCAUCUGCAAAGGAAGACACGGUGCUGUGGCUGACAUCCUUGUCUAUGUCAGAUAUGAGGAUGAGGAACAAGAUGGGAGCGAAUACUGUGCCUUGUGGAACAGAGCUUUUCACCGUAGCUGCCUCGGACUUUACUCUGUUGACGACUACUCUCUGUGUUCUGUUAGUGAGGAAAUUAUAGAUCCAUCGACCGACUUUUCCUGUUAUCCCUUUAGCACGCAUUUUGUGCGCUAUUACGCCAUGGUCACACUUGUCGAAGGCUUUUGCCUUCGACAUAAAUAUGAAAUAAAACCUGAGAACUGCUUUGAAAUCAAUACUUGUUAUUAAAUUAUCUCUAAGUUCUUUCACACAUGUAUAUCUGCUUGGGAAUGUUUCUGAAGCUUUAUAUUUGUUGUUGGUUCUAACCUUUAAGGAUAUAAAAAAAAAAAGCUCUGCUGUCUGUUAAAAGUACUGUACUGAUUUUAAAGCUGUUUAGGGUUUAUGAACCUCAAACAUGCUUAAUAAGAAGACUAUCAUGGUACAGCAUUGGCCCUUGAGGAACAAUUAGUCUGCCUAUAUGAGAAUAAUAAUUCUCAAUAUAGUAGCUCUGAAGCCAGUUCAAGAUGUUCUUAAAACCAGAAGACUUUCCUAUAAAUAUAAAAAAUGUUAGAAAGGGUAUUGCAUAAUUUUAUGGACUAUUGGUUAUCAGUGCAGACCAACAUUGUUGUUAGAGGGCAUACAAAAGAUGGGCAAAAACUAGAUAAUAGUCUAAAAAAUGGCAACCACCUGCAAGAAACUGAAAGAUCCCAAACCACAUUAACAUGCAAGUUUGUUUCCAGAAUGUCAAUCUGUCAAGGAAGGUGCUUUGAUGCUAGUGAGGGGCCCCAAGGAAGUGGACCUCUCUUCCCUUACCUUGGAUUGAACCUGAAUGCCUCCCAUUUCUCAAGUACUAUGGGUUUAGCACUUCCCCUUGAUUAAAGUAAAAUCCAGAAAGUCAAAUGGGUAAGAAAAAGAAUUUUUUUUCCACUUGAUUGAAGAAGUGGAAGAGCCAAAUGAAGCACAAGAGAAAGGGUAGAGUCAAGAGAUUAGAUCAUUUGUAAUGUACUAAUGUGAUAACAAAUGUUCAAGCUGAUUUGAUAGAAGUAUGGAUGAAUGUGACAAGUAGAGCAUACACAGCUGCAGUGAAGAUACAGACAACAGUGACAGUGAUACAUUAGAUCAGGAAAAACAGCAGUGUAUCUACUAAAGGAUGCACAGCUGCAUCAGUGUAAUUGUAAAUCCUCACCAAAGCUCAGACAAUGCAAAGAAGAAAAAGACCUGGAAGAUUGAAAGACAGGGCAGAUGUGAUGCAUGAAGAUUUUUCUAAAAUAGGUGUAAUAUGUAAAGAGUUAUGAAGAACAGAAAGGUAAGCUACAGGGGACUGAAUGCAGAAACCAAAAGGCUGUAAUAAGAAGAGAAUUGACAAAUUAUUGCAUAUGCUAACAUCUAGGUGAACUUAUAGGUUGUGGGAUUAUGCAUAUCAUGGAAACUUAAGUAAUGAAGAAAUGAAUACUGCUGCAAUCCUGCAAAGGAAUAUUUGGCCCCACAUACAGUAUAGGCUUUUGCUGUGACCUUAAGCAUAAACAAACAUGGAUUAUAGUCAACACAUAGCUUUUAGGCAGAAGCUAAAGUAGUCAAGUAGUACACCUGGUGUACAUAAUCCAACUUGGACACUGAAGUCAAAUAAAGGUAAAGGGUGACUGUCAGCUCAGGUGAGAAGAGAAAAAAUCUGGAGGGUAAUUUGCUAAGAAAAUGUAAGCUAGAAAGAGAGAGAUGUUCCUUCUACAGGCAAAGGCGAUGGGUAUACUAUGAAGUAUGGAAGGCAUACUGACUGGAGAAAUAGAUAUUAAACAUAAAUGAAAUGAAUCAUAGAGUCCAAGAAAGAUGCACAAUCCAAGGCCGCAUGAGUUUAGAGCAGGUUACUCCUGCUUCUCGCAACUACUGAGCCACAAUGACAUGACGGUCUUGGAUGCACAGGCAGAUGAACAAAAUGCAGAUGUAAUAUACACCCUUUGCCAUAACCUUUGAUAAAUGCAAUCAUGGUGUAAUAAUACACCAAAUGGGUAGGUGGCUAUUAAAUUUUCCGGCAAAGAUAUAGCAUAGGAGAUGGUACAAAAGAAGAAAAUGGGUUACUGAAUUGCUUAAAAACAUAAACAUGUCACAACAGUGGAAAGAUAGUCUUAGCCAAGAGAUCACUGAUUUAGAGCAAAAUCUUAGGAUGUUAUUCCAAACAGAAGAAGCACAAAUGGACCAAAAGGACAUCCAGGAUAUUGCAAGAAACUCAAAAUAUUUUUAUUCAUAUGCAAAAUCCAAGCUAAGAACUACCUGUAGAAUUUGACCAUUAAUGAGAGGAAACUCGUAUACUGACGAUGAACAGGAAAUCAGCAAAAUUCUAAAGGAAUAGUAUGAAUUGGUGUUCAUCAAUUCACGAAAUUACAGCAAGGCAGAGAAUGCAGAAACAUUUUUUCACUAAAAGGAAGACCACGCAGACCAACUAACUGACAUUAGUACCAGUCCCAUAGAUUUAAAAAAAAAAAUGAAAUCAUAUCCACCCAAACCACACCAAGGGUGGGGAUUGAACUCAUGGCGAGUGGUAUGAUUUGUUUGCAAUUGUCUUUACAAUUUUGUGUCAUGCCCACCCACUCAGCACCUGGACCACAUUCAUGGAAUACCUUAUUUACAAAAAAGUGCAAAGUACCUCUAGCAAGAGCCCUCAGUAUUCUUUGGAGAGAGCUUAGAUACAGGUGAAAUUGGUACCAUAGAUCUUAACAAGUGCAGACAUAGCUCCUUUGCAUAGGGGAAGCAGUAGAGCAAUUGUUAAAAAUUACAGACCAGUAGCCCUAACUUCCACAUCAUAUAAAUCUUCAAAAGAGUGAUGAAACAGCAAUUACAAAUUUCAUGGAACAGCACAAUCGGCAUAACCCAAACCAACAUGGUUUUCUAGCAGGAUGAUCAUGCCUGUCACUUAUGUUGAACCAAAAUGCAGAUGUGAUAUGCACAGAUUUUGCAAAGGCAUUUGACAAAUGCGAUCCAGAGUUUACCUGGAGAGAGUUCCGGGGGUCAACGCCCCCGCGGCCCGGUCUGUGACCAAGCCUCCUGGUGGAUCAGAGCUUGAUCAACCAGGCUGUUACUGCUGGCUGCACGCAAACCAACGUAAGAGCCACAGCCCGGCUGGUCAGGAACCAACUUUAGGUGCUUGUCCAGUGCCAGCUUGAAGACUGCCAGGGGUCUGUUGGUAAUCCCCCUUAUGUAUGCUGGGAGGCAGUUGAGCAGUCAUGGGAUGAUAGCACACAAAAUAAAAGCCAUAGGUAUUACAGGGAAGGUAGGCAGAUGGAUUUUUGGGUUCUAACACACAUAACACAAAAAGUAGUAGUAAACAGCAAAAUACAGCAUCAGUGAGGUAAAAAGCUCAGUUCCCCAAGGCACUGUCUUGGCACCUCUGCUGUUUCUCAUUCUCAUAGCAGGCACAGAUAUAAACAUCUGCCCCAGUUGUGUAUCAUUUGUAGAUGACACUAAAAUAAGCAUGAAAGUCACUUCAGUUGAAGACACAGAAAAAUUACAGGAAGAUAAAAGCAAUGUUUUCCAGUGGGUAGUGGAGAACAACAUGACGUUUAAUGGUGAUAAAUUCCAACUACACAGUGAACCUCGGUAUAUGACCAGCUCCCUACUCGAACAAAGCUCAGCACUCGACCAAACAAAUACGGCCUGCCAGAACUUCGCUGUAAACUAUUUCAUGUUUCUUCACAUUUUUUUUUGUUUGUUUGUUUUGUAUUAUUUGCAUAAAUAAGUCACCAUGGGGCCUACGAUGAUUAGUAAUAACAGCUAACCAAACAGAAAAUUGGUUGGGAAGAACUUGUUCAAUACUCAGAGCGGCACUCGAACAGCCUUCUGGAAUGAAUUAAGGUCGUACACCAAGGUUCCUGGGAAAGUUUACAUUUGAUUAGGUUACAUCAGCUGGUCUCCCAAGAGUUUCUUGACGGUGUCCAAGCCUCGCAGUAGUGACAUACAAGGUGUGUCUCCUCGACAGACUGUGUCUCAAGUUAGUGAAGUUUAGUUGAAGUUCAUUUUCGUGUUGUUCUCAAACUACUAGUUGAUAACCCAGUUGUAAUAUAUACUCUGCAAUAUGCCUUUGUCAGUUUAUAUGGUCUGUCGUGUUUGAAGGUCCACUUGUAAAAAAUAUUUAGAUAUCUCUUGAAGUCAAAAUAAUGGUUGUAAAAUGGACGUGAGUCGUGAAUACUGUUCAGAUUAUAAACCCGGAGGGUUAGUAGCCAUUGAUAACCCAGAAAUAUCAGGUCGUAGAGGGCUACCUGUCUUAUUUCCAUUAUGGGCCCUUUAAUUAAUCCCUCUCCCCAGGAUGCGACUCACACCAGCCGCCUAACGGCCAGGUACCUACUUACUGUUAGGUGAACAGGUCAGCAGGUGUAAAGAUAUACAAAAUUUACUACCUUGUAGUAUACAAAAUGUACUUUACAUGUGAUUAAAUAUUGUUAACUACAAAAGGCACUAGCAUGUAUGUGCAUUAUGGGAUAGAACUUGGGUCCCUCAAUAUACUGUAUGAGGCGACUACCAAAUGAGCCACGAUUAUUAUUAUUAUAAUCAAGGGGGAAGCGCUAAACCCGGAGGAUUAUACAGCGCCUGGGGGGGAUGUGGAAGGCAUUCAGGCUUAAUUCGGGGAACUGGAGCACAGAUCCAAUUCCCUAAAUCAAGAGCCCCUCACCAACAUCAAGGAACCUUUCUUGAGGGGAAAUGAGCCACGAGACAUCACAUUGUUGCGUCCAAGACCAGUGUAAAACAGUGAAUUAAUUAUACUAUAUAAAAUACAUGCAUGCUAUCUAUACCCUGGCAAUAAUUUAUUUCUUAUGCAAAAUUUUGUUUUUGAAGUAAUAAUGCAUUUUGGGACGUCAGAGGGUUAGAGUUGAAUCUUAUAACAGUGCUAGUCAAUCACAGCAAAGUUAAAUAUUAACAUGACACAUCACCGCGUAAACUAAAGUGCGCCAGUCAUUAUCUAUAUCUGCGGAGUAAGGUAAAGCUAGUAAGUAAGUUUACUUAGGUAAAGGUACACAAAUACAAUUACACAUAUUGUCAUACUCCAGAUAUGUCACGUAGCUCGAUAGCUAGCGUACUCGCCUCACACUGAGAUCCGGGUAUCGAUAACCUGGUACGGCUGGAAAACAUUAGGAUGUUUCCAUAAGACACCUGCUGUCCCUAUUCACCCAUCAAUAAAAUGGGUACCUGGGUGUUAGUCGACUGGUGUGGGUCGCAUUCUAGAACAAAAUUUACCUAAUUUCCCGAAAUGUUCUGCAGAACAAGGAGCUUUCUGUAUGGUAGUAUGUCAUUAAUGUCCGCUAGGCCUGUAAUAUUAUUAUUAUACGCUGUAUAGCCCUUGUGGCUUAGCGCUUCUUUUUGAUUAUAAUAAUAAUAAUUAUUAUUAUACAUAGUAACAUAUGUGUAAAUUACCUAGGAUAACCUACGGAACGAAUGGGUGUAAGUUUAUUUAGGCACAGGUAAUAAUAAUAAUAAUAAUAAUAAUAUUUUUAUUUCUACAAGACAAGUACAUGUACAAGGUAUACAGGCCUAGCUGACGUUAAUGACAUACUACUAUAUAAACAGCCCCUUGUUAUGCAGAGCAUUUUGGGCAAAUUAGUUCAUUUUUGUCCCAGGAUGCGACCCACACAAGUAGACUAAUACCCGGGUACCCAUUUAACUGAUGAGUGAACAUAUACAACCUAUGUAAGGAAAAACGUCCGAUAUUUCCACCCCUUCGCCGAGAAUAGAACCCGGACCUUCACAGUGUGAAGCGAGAGCUUUUGCCGCCAGGCCACGAGGCACGGGUAAGUAUUCAAUUCUUAUUCUGAUCUUGUAAACUGUCAUAUAGCUCAUGGUAGCUGCACAAUGCUGCUGUAAUGUUAAUUUUAAUAAUAAUACUAAAAAAUGCAGUAUGGAUACCUUCCAUGCAAUAUGAACAUUUCAGCUGGUCUGGAGUUUCCUCACAUUCCGGCAUUUUAUGUGUCUUAAUUAACAUGUGUAAUUUUAUCUAGAUAAACUUUGUACUAAUAUCGCUGCAUGACCCUUGCGGGUUUAUCACUUGAUUUGAUGCUUGUGAGGGUCUCUUGAUCCAAAGGAGCAGUGCUGUAUGACCCUAGUGACUUUACCAUUAAGUUACCUAUACCUGGAUGCUGUUGCGGGGGUCAACGCCCCCCGCGGCCCUGUCCAUGACUAGGCCUCGUGGUGAAUCAGGGCUAGAUCAACAUGCCCAUGAACUUUAUCCCAAGCAGAGCGCAUGGGCAUGUCAUUUUUUUUUUAAUCCUGUGGUUUUAGGGUUGUAUCAGAAAUUCCUGAAUUAACCAUACUUUGAGUCUCGGUCAUAAGAAAAUCAUGUAGAUGGUCGACCCUUUGUCUUAUUAACGGCUAACUAGACACUGAGUCAUAUUGAGACCUCAGUAUCUCACUCAUUUCUUUGCUGUCAUCUAUGCAAGUCCCAUCUUGUUUAAGCAGGGGUCCAAUACUGGUUUUGGUUUUUGCCCUAGAUUUGGCAUAAGCUAUGAUAAUAAUAAUAAUAAUUUAAUGAAUUAGACCCCAAUGGAAAUAAGUCACUCUGACUUUUUUGGGUUAUCCUAGGUUCUCUACACAUAUGCUGCUAUGUAGUCAUUGUGGUAGUCUACAAGCCUACGGAUGCAACAUCCCAGCAAUUCCAGGAACAGCUGUUAAAAAUUGACCACUGUCUGGAAAAUCUUCCAGCUCCUGCACCCAACAUCUUGCUCCUGGGGGAUUUCAACUUAAGGCACCUAAAAUGGAGGAAUAUAGCAAAUAAUAUUGUUGCAGUAAUAACACCAGGAGGCAGCUCUGAUGAAAACUCACACACGAGCUUUUAAAUCUCUGCACAAAAUUCAAUUUAAACCAGCAAAUAAUAGAGCCUACUAGACUGGAUAAUACACUAGACCUCAUCUUCACUAACAAUGAUAAUCUGAUAAGAAAUGUCACCAUAUCAAAAACAAUAUACUCAGAUCACAACAUAAUUGAGGUUCAGACAUGUAUGCGUGGAGCCCCAGACCGACAUAAUGAGACUAGUCACGAGGGAGCAUUCAUCAAAUUCAACUUCAAUAACAAGAACAUAAAGUGGGACCAAGUAAACCAAGUCCUAACCGAUAUAAGCUGGGAAGAUAUACUAAGCAACACAGACCCCAACUUAUGCCUAGAACAGAUUAACUCGGUGGCACUCGAUGUAUGCACAAGGCUUAUUCCUCUAAGAAAAAGGAGGAGUAGAUGUAAAAUAGAAAGAGACAGGCGCUCCCUUUACAGGCGACGGAAAAGAAUAACAGAGCGGCUAAAAGAGGUCAAUAUAUCUGAAAUGCGUAGGGAGACACUGGUCAGAGAAAUAGCAAGCAUCGAACUUAAGCUAAAGGAAUCUUAUAGGAGUCAGGAAUCGCGGGAAGAACUAAAAGCCAUAAAUGAAAUCGAAAGAAACCCAAAGUAUUUCUUCUCCUACGCCAAAUCAAAGUCGAGAACAAUGUCCAGUAUUGGGCCCCUACUUAAACAAGAUGGGUCCUACACAGAUGACAGCAAGGAAAUGAGUGAGCUACUCAAGUCCCAAUAUGACUCAGUUUUUAGCAAGCCGCUAACCAGACUGAGAGUCGAAGAUCAAAAUGAAUUUUUUAUGAGAGAGCCACAAAAUUUGGUUAACACAAGCCUAUCCGAUGUUAUCCUGACGCCAAAUGACUUCGAACAGGCGAUAAAUGACAUGCCCAUGCACUCUGCCCCAGGGCCAGACUCAUGGAACUCCGUGUUCAUCAAGAACUGCAAGAAGCCCCUAUCACGAGCCUUUUCCAUCCUAUGGAGAGGGAGCAUGGACACGGGGGUCGUCCCACAGUUACUAAAAACAACAGACAUAGCCCCACUCCACAAAGGGGCAGUAAAGCAACAGCAAAGAACUACAGACCGAUAGCACUAACAUCCCAUAUCAUAAAAAUCUUUGAAAGGGUCCUAAGAAGCAAGAUCACCACCCAUCUAGAAACCCAUCAGUUACACAACCCAGGGCAACAUGGGUUUAGAACAGGUCGCUCCUGUCUGUCUCAACGAUUGGAUCACUAUGACAAGGUCCUAAAUGCACUAGAAGACAAAAAGAAUGCAGAUGUAAUAUAUACAGACUUUGCAAAAGCCUUUGACAAGUGUGACCAUGGCGUAAUAGCGCACAAAAUGCGUGCUAAAGGAAUAACAGGAAAAGUCGGUCGAUGGAUCUAUAAUUUCCUCACUAACAGAACACAGAGAGUAGUCGUCAACAGAGUAAAGUCCGAGGCAGCUACGGUGAAAGCUCUGUUCCACAAGGCACAGUACUCGCUCCCAUCUUGUUCCUCAUCCUCAUAUCCGACAUAGACAAGGAUGUCAGCCACAGCACCGUGUCUUCCUUUGCAGAUGACACCCGAAUCUGCAUGACAGUGUCUUCCAUUGCAGACACUGCAAGGCUCCAGGCGGACAUCAACCAAAUCUUUCAG
Cherax quadricarinatus is the source of this 8720-nucleotide messenger RNA. NCBI's taxonomy places the organism in Eukaryota, Metazoa, Arthropoda, Malacostraca, Decapoda, Parastacidae. The record is from RefSeq and is a predicted model, not a curated record.